This is a messenger RNA of Nematostella vectensis (starlet sea anemone), 875 nucleotides long. Its product is annotated as UPF0728 protein v1g117062. NCBI's taxonomy places the organism in Eukaryota, Metazoa, Cnidaria, Anthozoa, Actiniaria, Edwardsiidae. The record is from RefSeq and is a predicted model, not a curated record. The transcript has 3 exons. The coding region runs from base 102 to 377 and encodes 91 amino acids.
AGUUUCUCUAGUAACACACGUUUGUUGUUGUUGAAAGUCAAUGGACGGUUUUAUUUCAAAGGUUUCCGUCCAAAAACAAUCAUAUAACUACUAUAUCGGUGAUGGUAAAGCACAAAGUCACUGUAAUGUUCGGGCCGUAUGUUAGUUGUGGUAUUUUGCAGUACAAAACAGCAAGAUUGGAGGGACUACAAGAGCUGCUUUUGAGUGAUGGACACUCGGUGGAAUUCGAGAAAACAGAAGACAGAGACGAUGUAGAGUUAGUCGUACACGGUGAAAUAGUCUUCAGAUGUAAAAUACAGGAUUUGCAAUAUGGUGGUGAUGGUAAGCUCGACCCAACAUGCCACAGGGCCCUUGAGGCUGUACAAAAAGCCUAUUGAUUUAUGAACAUUUGAGGCAUUUUAAAUCUUUGCAUGUAUGUACAUGUAGAUACAGUAGUAUUUGAGACAUAUAUAUGGUAGGAUUUGGAUGAAUAUACAUAAAAUUGUAACAUAGUUUGACCAAGUUGUUUGACUUUUUUUAUCAUCACUACAAAACACAAAGUUUAUGGUGCGAUUUGGUUAUGGUGCCAGUUUUUAGGUCAUACAGAGAGGGGUGUGUACCCCCUCCCGCCAAAAAAUUCUUACUUUUUUGUCCCGGACACUGUUUGCUAUUCUGCACAGUGUUGUGCCCACAGACAAGAUGGUCUUGUAGAGCCAACAAAUGUAAUAACUACCCACAAAUGUAAUAAAAAGUUACCCACAAAUGUAAUAAUAAGUUACCCACAAAAGUAAUAACAUGGAUUUUAUGGCUCUUCCUGGGAAGGGGCUGUUAAAGACAUGUCUACCACCUACUUUCUGAGGACAUUCAUCCCAACAAUUUAUUUUCAACAAACAUUG